AUGCCCAAGAAACCACCUGAGCACAACGACAAGCCUAAGACCAGUAGCAAGAGCCGCAAGCGCAUCCUUUUUAUCAUCUUCUUCUGUAUCACCUUCUCCCUCGCAGCUACCAUCUUCGCCCUGGGCACUCGUAAGUUCUACUGGUGGUACCAGACUACGCGACCUCUGAAACGUCAAAAUGACGUCCUCUUCUACACCAUAGAAUUCCUCGUCAUCAGUAUCCCGAUCUGCGCAUACCCAGGUAUGCUUGUCGCGACGGUGUAUUACUGGAGGAAGAAAAGCAAGUACGGAGAGUUCCAGAUCCAAAUGCGGAGGAACCGAGAUGGACGCGGCUACUGGAUCGACCCAAGCGACGUCGAGGAUAAGAAGAAAGAAGGCGAGGCGUCAAAGGUGAACAAGGAGAUUACGAGGAUGGCGGCGCAAAGAGGCGUCGAGGUGCUGAAGGAGAAAAGGACCAUCAAGUUCCAGGAUGAGUUACCUUUGCCGGCGAAGAUGCGUAGGAGUAUACUGUCAACAUUCAGUGGUACUACUGUUGCCGCUGCCGCACCACAGAUCGAAUCGUCAAUCACAACGCCCAAAUACUCCUCGGUCAAUCCUUACGGGUGGUUCCCGAACGCUGAGGAGCCGGCAGCGCCGCAGCGACAGUUCGGGCGAUCAGACUCGGUGAAGACGUGUGAGGAUAGUCCGGUCGUGAAGAAGGGAGUUACUGAUAUUUGGUUGAACAAUUUUGGUAAAAAGGCGUCCGGAGAAAAGACGGUCGGGAGGAAUACGUGGGAUGAGGAUGUGGAAAUGGGGACUUUGGGGAAGAAACCUUUAUAA
Messenger RNA from Parastagonospora nodorum SN15, 819 nucleotides. RefSeq lists its product as hypothetical. The record is from RefSeq and is a predicted model, not a curated record. The transcript has a single exon. Lineage: Eukaryota; Fungi; Ascomycota; Dothideomycetes; Pleosporales; Phaeosphaeriaceae. The coding region runs from base 1 to 819 and encodes 272 amino acids.